This is a messenger RNA of Pseudophryne corroboree (corroboree frog), 2949 nucleotides long. RefSeq names its product transmembrane channel-like protein 2. The record is from RefSeq and is a predicted model, not a curated record. Gene Ontology annotation, molecular function: mechanosensitive monoatomic ion channel activity; voltage-gated calcium channel activity. The transcript has 20 exons. Gene Ontology annotation, cellular component: plasma membrane. Lineage: Eukaryota; Metazoa; Chordata; Amphibia; Anura; Myobatrachidae. Gene Ontology annotation, biological process: detection of mechanical stimulus involved in sensory perception of sound; vestibular reflex. Bases 150 to 2888 code for a protein of 912 amino acids.
GCUGAAUGCAGGCACCAGACUCAAAAAGAGAAAGUCGUAAAAUGUGUUGCCAACAAAACACUAAGAAAACCCAAUCACAUUAGCCACAAUCUUUGGAGAGAGUGCCUGCUGUCCAGGCUGAUUCAGUAGUUGUCUAUUCAGAACUCAUAAUGGGGAAAAAAAAGAAAAGUCGUUUAGAGAUUAUAAUGGAAGAUGUUGGCAUUGAAAUUGAUGGACAUCUGGAUACUGAUUCAGAUACAGAUGAUGAAGAAGAUGAAGAGAACACAAAAAGGAAUAUAGGAGGCAAAAAGUCAUCUCAAAAAGCAUCUCAGAUUAAAAAUGACAGUGACGAUAAUAGCAGUGAAGAUGAGUUACCACGAGGAAAGAGAAAGGCUAGAUGCAGACCAAAGCCAAGAGGUGAUGGUGAUGAUGACAAUAAUGAUGAUGAAGUAGAUGAAGAAAAUGGAGGCAAUGAGAAAGCAGGUUACCGUAACAGAGGCAGAAACAAGAGACUGAAGGAGGAACAAAAUAAUGAGAAGAAAACAGGGAAAAAAGGUGAACAGCAGAAGGAAGAUCAGAAGAAACAUGGCAGUGAUUCUCAGUCAUCAUCAUCCUCUGAUGACGAGUCAUUGACUGAAGAGGAAAUGGCAAAACUGAUGGAACAUGUUGAGGAUAAGAAGAAGCUAAUCUCUACCAUUAGAAACAAGCCCUGGCGUAUGAAGAAAAAACUUUCCAUAUUAAGAGAUGCUCAGAAGUUUGUGGAGAAAUUUGAAGGAGCAUUGGGGAAGGGGAAAGGAAAGAAAUUCUAUGCCUACAAAAUGAUGAUGUUAAAGAAAUGGAUAAAAUUUAAAAGGGACUUUGAAAAUUUUAAAACAACAUGCAUACCAUGGGAAAUGAAGAUUAAAGAAGUGGAAAGUCACUUUGGAUCGUCUGUUGCCUCAUAUUUUAUAUUCCUGAGAUGGAUGUAUGGAGUGAACCUAGUGCUCUUUGGUCUAAUAUUUGGACUUGUUGUAAUACCAGAGAUUUUAAUGGGGCUACCCUAUGGCAGUUUACCACGGAAAACAGUGCCUAGAAAAGAAGAAAGGACUGCCAUGGAUUUUUCUGUACUUUGGGAUUUUGAGGGUUAUGCCAAAUAUUCAGUUCUGUUCUAUGGUUUCUACAAUAACCAACGCACGAUUGGCUGGUUAAAAUUCAGACUGCCGCUGUCCUACUUUUUGGUUGGAGUUGGUGUAUUUGGAUACAGCCUCAUGGUUGUUAUCAGAACAAUGGCUAGUAAUGCCAAUGAAAGCACAGGUGAUGGAGAUGAUGGGAAUUUCAAUUUCAGCUUUAAAAUGUUCACAAGCUGGGAUUACUUGAUAGGAAAUCCAGAGACCGCAGAUAACAAAUUUGCAUCAAUAACUACUAGCUUUAAGGAAUCUAUUGUAGAUGAAGAAGAAAGUAAUAAGAAUGAAAACAUUCAUCUUACUCGAUUCCUCCGUGUCCUGGCCAAUGUAAUGAUAAUAUGCUGCUUAUGUGGAAGUGGUUAUCUCAUCUACUUUGUUGUAAAGCGCUCACAGACAUUUUCCAAGAUGCAGAAUGUCGGCUGGUAUGAAAGAAAUGAGGUGGAGAUAGUAAUGUCUCUGCUUGGAAUGUUUUGCCCUCCAUUAUUUGAAACAAUUGCAAAUUUAGAAGAGUAUCAUCCCCGUGUGGCACUGAAGUGGCAGCUCGGUCGCAUCUUUGCCUUGUUCCUUGGCAAUCUCUACACAUUUCUACUGGCUUUGAUGGAUGAUGUCAAUGAGAAAUUAGCUCAAGAGGAUGCUGUAAAGAAUAUUACUUACUGGACAAUGUACAAUUACUACAACUCAUCGACAUACACAAAUGGAAGUGACACUACACCACCACCUCUACAUCCAGCUGAUGUCCCUAGGGGCCCUUGCUGGGAAACUAAUGUUGGAGUUGAGUUUGUAAGGCUGACGGUGUCUGACAUUCUAGUGACAUAUGUCACCAUCCUAGUUGGGGAUUUUCUUCGUGCCUGCUUUGUAAGAUUUAUGAACUACUGUUGGUGCUGGGAUUUGGAGGCUGGCUUUCCUUCCUAUGCAGAGUUUGAUAUCAGCGGUAAUGUGCUGGGAUUGAUCUUCAAUCAAGGAAUGAUUUGGAUGGGUUCUUUCUAUGCUCCAGGAUUGAUAGGAAUAAAUGUCCUUAGGUUGCUCACAUCAAUGUACUUCCAAUGCUGGGCAGUUAUGAGCAGUAAUGUUCCUCACGAACGUGUCUUCAAAGCAUCGAAAUCAAAUAAUUUCUAUAUGGGACUACUUCUUCUUAUUCUUUUCUUGAGUCUGUUGCCAGUGGCAUACACAAUUAUGACUCUCCCACCAUCAUUUGACUGUGGACCAUUCAGUGGGAAGAAGAGAAUGUUUGAUGUUAUCCAGGAAACAAUGGAAAGUGACUUCCCACCUUUUGUUGCCAAAAUUCUCAGUUCAAUAGCAAAUCCUGGACUGAUUAUACCAGCUAUUCUUCUCAUGGUAUUAGCCAUUUACUACCUCAAUGCUGUUUCAAAAGCUUAUCAACAAGCAAACAUAGAUUUGAAGAAGAAGAUGCAGAUGCAAAGGGAAGAAGAAAAAAAUAAACGGAAUAACAACACUCAGGCUAAUUCUGUUAUGAGAGACCUAGAAGAAUUACUUCCUCCAAGUGCAAGGAAUGCACUUAGGCUGCAGGCUGCUGAAACAGAGAAUCAAUCUAACCCUGCACAAAGAAAUAUAAUGCCAGGUUAUGGAACAACCUCACCAGGUAACAGUGCACCGGGAUUUGCAAGAAGAGAAGGCUCAGUAAUGCCAGCGCCGCAUAUUGCCAUUACAAGUCCACCUGUGCCAAGACCCAUGGGCCCACAUAUGGGAGGAUCACCACGCUUCCCUCACCCACAUCCGAGACAUUAAAAUGACUGGUUCUCCCAAGAAAACCUUGAUCUAUUUGUCUUCCAUUGAUAUUUGUUAAGCA